CAACCCCGAAUCGACUCGACGUGACGGGCGAGCGAGCGAGCCUGCGAGACGAAGAGAGAUGCUACGGAUACGGGGCGCGCACCAGGCCACCUUGAGGGCAAGGCCCCUCUUCUCGCAUAGUAGCAGACCCGUCGUUGGCGUCGCUUCAAGUGCGACAGAUGCGCGGCGGACCUUGUCUACCUCAUUGCCCGUUGCGACCGAGGCGUCGGCGGCCGCCCAGCCGUACCUCCUCGAGCCCCUGGUCCCCUACCUGUCGUCCUUGCCCGACUUCUUGCACCUCCCCGACGGCAGCCACAAGUAUGCCCUGAGCAUCUUUCUGGGCACCUGGCUGCUCCGAACAGCCUUUACGCUGCCCGUGACGAUCUGGCAGCGCAGACGGACUCGCCGCAUGGUCGAGCAGGUCGGGCCGAGGUGGGAGCGCAUCAAGGCGGAGCUUCCCCCCAAGAUCCGAGCACGGUCCCGGAGGAUGGGCCAUCCCUAUGAGCUCUUUCAGAAGGAGCUUCAAGUAGAGCUUCGAAAAGAGCUUCGGACACUGACGCAGCGGUACAAGUGCACGCCACUACCCACCUUUAUCGUGCCGCUCGCCGUCAACGUGCCGCUGUUCAUCUCCGUCUCGCUCCUGCUGCGCACGGCUCUCAUCCUGCACGACCCCGCCGGCCUCUCGUCCGAGGCGAUUCCCUGGUGGCGCCCGCCGGCCGAGCUCCAGGAGCGCUUCGACGCCAGCGCCAAGCUCCUGGCCGCGCGCGGCAUCGAGGGCGAGGCGCUGGCGCAGCUCACCAAGAUGCACGGGCCCACGCUGCAGGAUGUCGACCGGACGAUGCUGGGCCCCAUUGGCCUGGGCAUCUCGACGAUGGCCAACGUCGAGCUGGGCCAGUGGCUUCGCAGGGGCCUGCGCGGGCCAAGGGAGGGCGAGGGGCACAAGAAGACGGGCAAGAAGACGGCUGAUGGAAAGGAGAUUGUCGAGGUGGAUCUGGGCGUCAUGAGGGAGUCGUUCAUGGGCAACACCCUGCGGGUCAUGAGCAUUGUCUUUGUGGCCAUCUCGAGCCAGGCGCCUGCGGGUCUCGUCGUCUAUUGGCUCUCGUCUGCGAGCUACACACUCGUGCAAAAUACCGUCUUGGCAAUCUACGACAAGGCGACAGCAAAGACACCGACUUGAGCGCAAUACAUGCUAUUAAUAGAC
Acaromyces ingoldii is the source of this 1180-nucleotide messenger RNA. RefSeq lists its product as hypothetical. The coding region runs from base 59 to 1156 and encodes 365 amino acids. The transcript is spliced from 3 exons. Gene Ontology annotation, biological process: protein insertion into mitochondrial inner membrane from matrix; mitochondrial respiratory chain complex IV assembly. Lineage: Eukaryota; Fungi; Basidiomycota; Exobasidiomycetes; Exobasidiales; Cryptobasidiaceae. The record is from RefSeq and is a predicted model, not a curated record. Gene Ontology annotation, cellular component: mitochondrial inner membrane. Gene Ontology annotation, molecular function: membrane insertase activity.